Molecule: messenger RNA, 2820 nt
Organism: Prorocentrum cordatum
Lineage: Eukaryota; Dinophyceae; Prorocentrales; Prorocentraceae
Source: the annotation of a GenBank genome assembly
AUGGGUGCCCGCGAGAGGUCGGCAGCUGCCGCUGCGGCGCAGGGGCAUGAAGAUGAUAGCAUGGGCUCAGGUGGCGAGCAGGUGGCCGCCCAGCCGCGGCGGAGAGCGAAGCUUGACACAUCCGACAAGGUCAGUUGCGGCUUGUGCGGGGCGAAGCGCUGCGACCCGAACGUGCAGUGCCCCGAGGCCCCGAAUGAUGCUGGUGAGGUUAGGCGAGUUGGGUAUGGGUGCGCGUCGUGCUGGGGCCCAUUCCAGAGAGUCUUCAGCAAUGAGACUACAUGGACCAAGCAUUGCGCUAGGCAGAAGGGCGACGCCAAGUGCAAGAAGCGGGUCGAGAACGCGAAGGACAUUUCGAAGGAUCCAGAGAAGGCCAGUUUCGAGCAGGAGGAGGUCAACAUCGUCGCCGAGCAGUGCUACACUACGAUCGGGAACUAUGUGUGCAUCAAGCCCGAGCAUCUAGAACAACAGGCUGGCGGCGGUGUCACCGUGGGGGCGGCCGACGUCCUGACCCAGAGGGUCACCGUGGGGGCGCCGCUGACGAAGCAGAAGCUGAAGACCAUCUGCGUCGCGCACCCCGAGAGGCCGCCCGUGGAGGUGCAGACUUUCACGACGGUGAAGUGCCAGAAGGUCGCGCGCACGCUGCCGCGGAGGGCAGCGCUCGCAGACGCGCAAGCCCAAGUGGAGAUGAAGAAGGCGCUGGCCGAGGUCACCAAGCUGUUGCCCGUCCCGCUCCGCGGCCACGAAAAGCCGCCCGACGUCGAGUCGUUGGUGAACCAGUUGCAGGGGGCCAAGUCUGCGCUGGGUGCUGGCGGAUUGCCUCGUGGCAGCAGUGCGGGUGAGGUGGUGCCGCCCGCUGUCGGUGCCACGGGGGCGCUGGCUGACGGGGCCGCUGGCGGUGCGGUGGCGGCCUGCGGGUCUGACGUCGCGGACGGCCGCGCCGACGGGGGCAGCGGCGACGAGCAGGGCGCGGCCGCGGAGGUGGCCUCGAAGGGGCGCGGAGUCGAGAUCAACGGGGUCGAGCAUUUAGCCAAAGUUGACGCGGCGAUCGCUCUCCACAAGGGCAUUGCCACGAUGACUGCCAGACAGAGGGCGGAGCAGAUCGAGAUCAUUGGAAACGGCGACGUGCUGGACGCCAGCGGCUUCUUGGACCAACUGAUCUGCAAAGUCGUGGGGGAGGCUGACUCUGGCGACGAUGUUGCCAGGGCGAUCUUGCCGUGGGCGCCUGCGGAUGCCGACUCCUCAACCACCUUCCAACUCAAGCGCCCGCGGAUCAGUUUCCCGCGCAUGAGCAACGCGGAUAAGGUCGUUGCGUGCAGGGGGUCCUUCUUCAACGCGUUCCUGGCAGAGGUGGCUGCCAAAUGUGAGGAGUCGGUCAAUCUCGCGAGGGAGGGCGCGGCAGAGUUGCGGGCCCUGCUGGUGAUAUCGAACACAAGCCCCAACGCAGUUGAUCAGGUGACUGAUGGAGCCAACGUCAGGGAGAUGUUGAACGGCACGUUCAGCAAGGAUAGGUCCCUUUUCCGCGACAGCUUGAUGUCCAACACCCACUGGGCUUGCUUGACCACCGAAUACCUAGACCAUGCCCUCAGCGACCUCCAGGUAGGGCCCGACAUAGUCACAGCUCUGGCCAUGGUGAGCGUCGGCAGCGACCUUGCAGCAAUGGUCAGUGCAUCAAGCCGCCUUAAGGGGUGGAUCGAGCAGAGCCGCGCUGGCGCUACAGCCGACUUGGAGAAGGCCUUCGCCCAGUGGGUUGUAAAUGUUACGUCUGCCGGCGCAGCGCCCACGUUCACGUGCGAGAGUGUCGGGCAGGUCCGCGAGGUCACGUCCAACCGGAUUUCGGCCGCCAAGGUGAAGAAAUCGUUCGGCGUCUUGCAGGUGGCUGCGCUGGCGGCAUCCGAGGAGUCCAUGGAGCUGGCCCAGGCGAAGAUCGGCGUCGAGAAGAAGCGCGACUCGCUCCUGGACCGCAUGAGGGGUUGCACCGCGGAGACGGGGCAUCAAUGGGUGUCCCGCGGCCCGCCGCCCUACCCCGCCCCAUGGAACAUUGGCCUCCAGGGCGACGUCGGGAUCCGCGGCAUGUUCGAGCUGAAGACGGUGCUGAGCGACUUGAAAGGAGAGGUGUUCGGUGGCGAGUCCAACGCGAAGCUGUUCGAGGAUCGCUUGGCUGCCCUGGCACACCUGAUCAUGACCGCCCCCUCUGAGGCUCUCGGCGCUGAGGACGCCGCCGAGAUCUCGCAGCAAGUCGAGACAGCGAUGCUCUGCGCCAACGUCGUGCGCUCCGACUCCCGCACCAAAACGAUGAACAACGCGUCGAAGCUCCUUGGCCACUACAAGGUCUGCUGCAACGUGGCCACGAAUCUGCUCUCCCUGACGGACAUUGGCGACGUCGGCCAGCAGGAGUUGAUCACGCGGCUGCGUGGCGGCAUGGGCGACGGCGCGAGCUGGAAGGACGGGCUGGCCGACGGCGACAGCUACGACGAGGUGCACACCCGCGCGAAGACCACCCUCUUCAAGGGCAAGAACGGCACGCUGCUGAACAAGACGCUGGGCGACUACAAGUGUGCGACCGACGAGGCUCGCAAGCAUAGUCGGAAAUGCAACAUCAUGGACCGCGUGAACGACCUGACGGAGCCCUUCAAAGCGACGCUCGCGGAGGCAAACGCCGCGAUCAACGAGGCGGCGCUGAUGAAGCUGAUGCGCAAGAAGCCAUAUGAGUGCCGCGAUGCCGUCGCUCGGGAGUUGGACGCGGUCGCCGACCGCGGAGUGUCCGCCGCCAAGCUGCUGGCCCAGAUCUACGAGGUGGCGGUGGCGACCAAGCCUGCCUAA